Molecule: messenger RNA, 507 nt
Organism: Cucurbita moschata (crookneck pumpkin)
Lineage: Eukaryota; Viridiplantae; Streptophyta; Magnoliopsida; Cucurbitales; Cucurbitaceae
Product: SRSF protein kinase 2-like
Exons: 3
Coding region: 10-507 (165 amino acids)
Biological process (GO): regulation of mRNA processing; protein phosphorylation; spliceosomal complex assembly
Molecular function (GO): protein kinase activity; ATP binding
Source: RefSeq, a predicted model, not a curated record
CCAGCAGAUAUGUGGUCAUUUGCUUGCAUUUGUUUUAAGUUGGCCACUGGCGAUGUUCUCUUUGAUCCACAGAGUGGUGGCAACUAUGAAAGGGAUGAGGAUCAUUUCGCAUUGAUGAUGGAGCUUCUUGGAGUGAUGUCUCGCAAGAUUGCAUUAGGUGGCUGCUAUUCAAGGGACUACUUCAACAGAUAUGGCGAGUUGAGGCAUAUUCGUCAAUUGCGCUUUUGGCCUCUUAAUAAGGUGUUUACUGAGAAGUAUGAUUUCAGCAAGCAAGAUGCUAAUGACUUGGCUGACUUUCUUGUUCCUUUAUUGAAUUUUGUACCUGAAAAGAGACUAAGAGCAGCACAAUGUCUCAGCCAUCCGUGGUUGAGUUAUGUCUCAAGAAUUCUUGAAUCUUCUGUAUCAACCCAUCAAAAUCAGCCCAAAGAUCAGGAGCUUCAACUAAAAGAAGCAAGAAGGACGAGAGAGAGAAGCUAUGGAGAUUGUAAUGGGAAACAUAACUAUUGA